AUGUUCAUCGGAGAUUUCGCCGACAAGGCCGGCAGGAGACCAGCAUACGUUGUAUGCUUCACACUUUAUACGGCCGCCAAUAUCGGCUUGGCUUUACAAGAUAGCUAUGCUGCAUUAUUCGUUCUUCGCUGUUUACAAAGUGCCGGAAGCAGCACCACUAUUGCUCUCUCCUCCGGCGUUGUCUCUGAUGUCGCAACUGUAGCCGAAAGAGGCUCAUACAUGGGGUUUGUUACAGCAGGUUCGCUCUUAGGUCCCUCCGUCGGUCCUGUCAUUGGAGGUCUGUUAGCUCAGUAUCUGGGAUGGAGGGCGAUUUUCUGGUUUCUCGUGAUUUUUUCUGGGGCCUUCAUGGUUCCCUUCUUGGUCUUCUUUCCUGAGACUGCUCGUGGUGUGGUCGGUGAUGGAUCGAUACUUCCUCAGAAAUGGAACAUGUCCUUGAUUAGCUACCUUAAAUCUCGCAAAGCUGGAGAGGAGGAAGAAGGAUCUUCGACGACUUUGAAAAAGCAGAAGCUUGGCUUUCCAAAUCCGUUUCAGACCCUUGCUAUUGUCUUUCAAAAGGAUACUAGUAUCAUUUUGCUCUGCAAUGCGAUUCUGUUUGCAGGCUUCUAUGAUGUUAGCGCGACAAUUCCAUCAAUCUAUAAUGAGUUGUAUGGACUUGAUGAUCUUCAGAUUGGUUUAUGCUAUAUUCCAUUUGGUCUCGGGGCUACCAUUGCAUCGAUACUGAAUGGCAAAUUCCUAGACUUUAACUAUCGCCGCCUCGCAAAGCGAUUGGACUUCCCAUUAGUGAAGAAUCGCUUCGUCGAUCUGCAAAAGUUUCCUAUCGAGAAAGCACGUCUCGAAAUCGCGUUCCCAUUGUUAACAAUUGGAAGCCUGAGCAUUAUAGCCUUCGGAUGGUGCUUGGAUUAUGGUGUUCAUCUUGCUGCCCCAACUACCAUUCUGUUCAUUAUGGGUCUUUCUCUGACUGGGUCUUUUAAUACUGUCAGCACGCUUCUGGUCGAUUUAUAUCCCACCCAAGCCGCCAAAGCUACCGCUGCGAAUAAUUUCGGUCGGUGUCUACUUGGAGCUGGUGCUACAGCUGUUAUCGAUCUCAUGUUAUCAGCCAUGGGCCGUGGCUGGUGCUUUACAUUUGUUGCUCUUGUGAUGUUGUGCACAGCACCGCUGCUUCUGGUGGUCAUUUCCAAAGGUCCGCAAUGGCGAGAGGAGCGCCGUUUGAAGGAAUCCACCAGGGCUCUUGGAGCUGAGCCCAGCCAUGAGAUAUCUCAAGAAACCGUCAAGAAUGGUUAA
Molecule: messenger RNA, 1281 nt
Organism: Penicillium angulare
Lineage: Eukaryota; Fungi; Ascomycota; Eurotiomycetes; Eurotiales; Aspergillaceae
Exons: 1
Coding region: 1-1281 (426 amino acids)
Biological process (GO): transmembrane transport
Molecular function (GO): transmembrane transporter activity
Source: RefSeq, a predicted model, not a curated record